GUCCAAAACUCGAGCCAAAAUGCUGCAGGAACACUUGAAGAAACUUCUCAUCUUAAAUAUAAUAGCUGCAACAAUAGCAGUUCCGGAUUUCACGACCAACUGCCCGAAAGAAUGCAAAUGCGUCUGGGCCAGCGGCAACAAACAAGCGGACUGCUCCAAAUCAAAUCUACAAGAUAUACCAAAAAAUUUAAGCUCCGACAUUCAAAAUCUAGAUCUCAGCGGCAACAAUUUCUACGAAAUCACUAUGUACGCUUUCGAAGACACGAAACUGAUCAAUCUCAAGAAACUCGUACUAAGAGAUUGCAAACUGAAAACGCUACAGAAAAACGCCCUGAGCGGUCUCGCAAUCAUGAUCGAACUGGAUUUAUCCAAGAACGAAUUGAAAACGCUGUACGCGGACACAUUUACAGACGCGAAGAAAAUCCGAUGGCUCUUUUUAAACGAUAAUCAAUUGGAAAAAUUAGAGGACGGACUCUUUAACAACUUUGAAUACCUCCAGAAAGUGGAUUUGAGCAAUAAUCGCAUCGCCACAAUCGGAAUGAAGACUUUCCUUAACGUUCCCAAGCUGAACACUUUGAGCUUGAAUAAUAAUAAAUUGGAAAGAUUGAAGAUAGACGCGCUGAGUGCAUUAACUACGUUAUCCAACUUAGAUGUGCACGACAAUCCCUGGCGAUGCGAUUGCUAUCUGCAGCCUUUCAGAAACUGGGUUAUCAGCAAACAUCUUUAUACCUCCCCGAUAUCGUGUGCUGAGCCAGCCAAAGUCCAAGGAAAAAUGUGGAAGGAAUUAGACAGCAGCGAUUUUGCGUGUCGACCGAGUAUUGUGUACCCAUCAACAAGCACGACCCUUCGGUCCGCCGACACAAACAUUACCCUUUCCUGUCAAGUCAACGGCAACCCGCUACCCGACGUAAAUUGGGUAUUAAACGCCCAAAUAAUUGAUGGCUCUUAUAAGUACCAGGGCGAAGUUAAAUACUACUUGUCAGAGAGCAGUUACGAAAGUAGCAAAUGGGUCAAUUUAACUAUCGUAGACGCUGGCAGCACCGACAACGGGGAGUAUUUAUGCGUUGCCAAAAACGCUGGAGGAGUCGAGGAGAGAAACUUGACUCUAGUUGUGAUGCACACAGUACCAGAUUUGAUAGUUCCUAGCGGUAUGGAUAAUAAUAUGUUACCAGUUCUGAUAGGCGUGUCAUGCACGGCAGCUAUUCUAUUAAUAAUUCUAGUCAUUUUGUGCUACUGUUGCUGCAAGAGACGAGGCUCGGAUAAGAAAGCUGAAGCUUCUAAUGGAGAAGCUUUGAUAGAGGGCUCUGUGAUACCAGAAAUGGAGAAGAGUCUAAUUACUGCCGUAAAUCCCGUCACAAAACCUCCUAGGAGGUACGACGUCCCGCCUUCGAUUACCAGCGGAGCCACGGAGAUGUCAGAAUUGAAUAAAACAUUGCUGGACAAUGAUUCUGUAUUCGCGCAUAAUGACGACGAAAAACGCUCUCUCGACUUCGAUCAUCCAACGAAACGAUCUCAAGAUGGCCUCAACGUAGAGUACGGUCGUACUCCCGAUCUGCUCAUCUCUUUCCCGCCGAGAGCUGCCCAGAUAUCACCGGCAGCGAGCAACGCGUCCACCGUUCCUGACACCACGAGAUUACCGCCGCAACUCAACCCCGUUAGUCCAAUCCACUCUCCAAUCUACGGGAUGACGACCAACCAGAACUUGUUCCGAACGCUACCAUACUCUCGAUCACAGUCCCCAUUCACGGCUCCCAUCACGCCCCCAGUCGUCACGCCCAGACAAGGAUACGUCACCAUCCCGCGAAGACCAAGGGUACCCAGUUGGUCUAGCACCGCUAGCACCCAAAUCCUUCCCAGCAGUGAAGCUCAAGAGCCGUUGUACGACAACCUGGGCUUACGAACGACAGCUGACGGCUCGAUACUGUCUCUGAACAAAACCGGAUUAGAAGCGCAGUUUUCGCCGAUGAGGAACCGGCCACUGCCAGCUACUCCGAACGCUUUCCAAAGCCCUCAUCAUCCUCAAGUAUACUACGCGCCGAUUGAGGAGCAAGAACCAGCGCCAUCUCCCGUGCCGCAAUACAUGACUAAUCCCAGAAACAGCAUCGCGUCUCAGCUGUCCACACCAGGUCCUCAAGAGCCGACAAAUCCCAGAAUGAGUUGGACGGCUAAAAACACCUCUACGCCCCAACCUGAGCCUCGAAAGGCUCUAUUCAGCACCGGCUCCGACAACCAAUCCCACGUGUCAGACAGCAGCACUUUGAGUAGAAAAGGAAAGCCCGAGACUGGUUCAUUGAGACGGAACCCGAAGAUCGAAAAGAACGAGGUCCCAAAACAAUCCCCAACGAAAACCUCGCCGUCCAAAGACGACACAAGGAAGAGUGAAGCCAACGUGUCCUUGAACCAAUCCGGGACUUUGGGAAGGAGUGGGAAGAUUCCACCGCGGCCCCCUCCUAAGCCGAAGAAAAAGCCUCCGACUGAGGUGAACCCUACGGAACCCCUGUUCGAAGACGAGGGCGAGGACGGCACCGAAGUGUAGUAGUGCGGGACAGUGACCGAACCAAAGUGCCAAGCCUAGCAGUUACGUCACAACAGUGAUAUCAGUGAUCAGAGACAGCGUGUAAUCGAAAUACGAUUUCCCUUCACGGUGCUCGUGUAAAUAACGAUUGUGCUAGAUUUUUUACCUAUUGCGUACAAUUAAAACCCUAUGGACCAUUAUUAAGAGUUUUUAAGUGUUUAUUGUAAUUAGCGUAUUAGUUUACACAGCAAAUUGUACACAUGAGUUUCUUUUAAGUAUUUAUUAUUACGGUACUAUUGGUUAAGGCAUACGGUAGCUACUUUUGCCACAACGACGUUCUGCAUGCAGUUCAAGACUGAUUUUUCUAAAUUGACAGCUUGUUUUUACAUUCCCUUAUACAUUCGCGUAAAUCGAAUUCCAGUUUGGCUUACCAUAGUUCUGCUAGAAUGGUUUGACUAACUUUAGCAUAUUUGUCGAAGACUGAUAAAUGAUUAGCCGCUUUUGGAUUAUUGAUGACGUCAAUAUCCACUAAAGCGUUACGUCAUUGGUUUUUAAAUCAUUUUCAUUUGAAUAUCUGUACACGUUGCAUUGUUUAGCAGCUAUUUUUAUGAAGUUAAGUUUGUUCUUAUAUCAGUAUUUAAACAGGAUUUCACUCAUAUUAACUUGGACGAUGUAAAUAAUUUAAUUAAGAUUAUGAUAAAGGUCAACAAUGAUAAGACACGAACAAAUAGAAAGAUCUCAUUUAUGAAGCACACAAACCACAAUGAUGACAUUAUAUUGGUUACUAAGUUUACAAUAUGCUUCGUGUAUAGAUAUGAGGUCGUUUAAAGGCGUUUGUGUAUAUUACAUACAUGACAUCGUUUUAAAAUGUGUUUGUUUUGUGUAUAAACU
Messenger RNA from Ostrinia furnacalis (Asian corn borer), 3406 nucleotides. RefSeq names its product leucine-rich repeat, immunoglobulin-like domain-containing kekkon 5 protein (gene kek5). The transcript is spliced from 2 exons. NCBI's taxonomy places the organism in Eukaryota, Metazoa, Arthropoda, Insecta, Lepidoptera, Crambidae. The record is from RefSeq and is a predicted model, not a curated record. Gene Ontology annotation, molecular function: protein binding. Gene Ontology annotation, cellular component: plasma membrane. Bases 20 to 2536 code for a protein of 838 amino acids.